AUGGCAAAAAUCAAACAAAUCAGCUUCGAUCGUGUUUUUUACAACAAUUUCAAAUCGGUUUCAGUGAGUUCAUUCAAGAAUGGAUAAAUAGACAACCUGAUUUUUGAUUUUUGCAGAGAAAAAUCGAUGAUUUGGUGUUCCCACUUUUGACAAAAGAAGUCAUUUAUUUUUUGACAAUUUGGAGCAUUUUGGAUGUUAUGAAAUUAAAUCCAUUUGAAAAAUAUAUUUCAUUUGUUUUUCCUGAAAAUCAAUGGGGACAAGUUAUUGCAAAUCUUCUUGUUGGAUUUAUUCUUAUCUCAUCUUUAAUUCAAAUUCUUCGAUUUACAAUAACUCUUGUUUUAUAUUAUCAUGGUUGGCUUUUCGAAGAAAUCGGAAAAGUUCCAAGUUUAUCAACAAAAGCAUUUAUGGUUAUUAUUGGUUUUCUCUCAAAAAGAUCCACAUUUUUCACGUGGCAAGGUGUUUUGCCGUGGAUGAUGCCGCCACGUGUGAAGGAUACUGUAGAGAAAUAUUUGAAAACAAUGAAACCAAUUUUGGAUGAAAAGGAAUUUGAACUUUUGAAUGAUCAAGCAAAAGAAUUCCAAGAAACAAUUUCGAGUGGACUUCAAAAUAAAUUAUGGAUGAAAUGGUUGAUUUCAAAGAAUUAUGUAAGAUUUUUAGAUCUUUGAAAAAUUAUUCUGAAAAUUUUACGAGAAUUUUUACAGUUAUCCGAUUGGUGGAAAGAAGUUGUAUAUAUGAGAUAUCGUGAUUCCCUAAUUCGUUCAAAUGUUGGUUGCGCAGAUGUAAUUUAUCAAAAAACAACAUCAAAUCAAGCCGCAAGAGCUGCUUAUGUUACUUUAAAUCGCCAACAUUUCUGUAGAGAUAUUUUCGAAAGAAAUAAAAUGAAACCAGUUUCACUUGGCGGUAUUCCACUUUGUGCUCAACAAUACAGCGAAUAUCAUCGAACACUUCGAAUUCCAAAUGAAACAUCUGAUAUUACAGUACAUCUUGGAAAUGAGGCAACACAUAUUGCUGUUUAUCACAAAGAAUGUUGGUAUAAAAUUGAGAUUAUUGAUAGAAAAUCUGGAAAACUUAUCAAACCAGCUGAACUCGAAAAAUCAUUCCAAAAUUUGUUGGAUAAUUCGGAAAAAGUUCGAGCAGCUCAAGGAGAAAAAUUGUUGUCUGCAUUGACUUGUGGACCACGUGAUCUUUGGGCUAAAAUUCGACGAGAAAAAUUUGUUGAUGGUGUGAAUAAGGAGUCUCUGGAUAUGAUUGAAACAUCAUUAGAAAUUGUAUUUUUAGAUGAAGAGGAACGAUAUUUUGAUGAGGUAAAUUUAAAAAGUUGUGAAGUUUUCUAUUUUAAAAACUUUUUUCAGAAUGACAAUUCGGCAUAUAAUAGAGAAUAUGCAAGAGCAUUACACGGAGAUGGAUAUAUGUUAUGGUGUGAUAAACCAAGUGUUUAUAUAUUCAGCAAAAAUGGAAGAUUUUCCUCAAACGCUGAACAUUCUCCAUGUGAUGCAAUGAUUUAUGUGCAAGUUCGAGAAUAUAUCAAAUACCACGAACAAUACGAAAAUCCUUAUGGUCCAGAUGGACAUUGUACUGGAAAAUGUGAAAAAGUUCCAAAAGUUGAGAGAUUGUGUUGGGAUUUUGAUGAAGAAACUUUGGAUGCGAUCGAUAAAGCUUAUGAAUCUUCGAAAAAUGUUGCGGAAGAUUUCGAAAAUGCGAGCUGUGUUUAUACAAAAUAUGGAAAAGAUUUUAUGAAAAAAGCAAAAGUUUCACCGGAUGCAUUUAUUCAAAUGGCACUUCAAAUGGCAUAUUUUAAGGUAAAAGCUUUUUCUGCUUGGAAAAAAUACUGUAGCUUUAGUUUUCCAUUAUUUCCAAAUGAUUUUUUGGCAAAUCCAACUCAUUGAUUUUCAGGAUCAAGGAAAAUUCGAGCAAACUUAUGAGCCAGCUGUAAUGCGUCUUUAUAAACAUGGUCGAACUGAAACUGUUAGAUCUUGUAGUAUUGAUUCAUGUGAUUUUGUUCAAUCAAUGUUAUCCAAAGAUUCAGCAAAAACAAAACUGGAAAAAUUGAAAAAAGCUUGUGACAGUCAUCAAGAUUAUUAUAGACAAGCAAUGGCUGGAAAUGGUGUUGAUCGACAUCUUUUUGCACUUUAUGUUGUCUCAAAAUACUAUCAAAUUCCCUCAGAUUUUCUUUCAAAUGUAUUUUCUCGUAAUUGGAGUCUUUCAACAUCUCAAACACCACAACAUCAAAUGAUGGAAUAUUCGAAAAUUCUGAACAAAGAGCCAAGUUUAUUCUGGCCAGCUGGUGGAUUUUCUUGUCCUGAUGGAUCUAAUUAUGGAGUUUGUUAUACAAUUGGAACAACUGGUGAUCGAAUGAGUUUCCAUAUAACAACAUGGAAUUCGAUAAAAGGAACAAAUGCCAAAAGAUAUCUUGGAUAUUUAGAACAAAGUUUAGAAGAAAUUCAAAAAAUGGUCGAAGAAGCUACGAGUAAAAAAUAA
Messenger RNA from Caenorhabditis angaria, 2478 nucleotides. Lineage: Eukaryota; Metazoa; Nematoda; Chromadorea; Rhabditida; Rhabditidae. The record is from the annotation of a GenBank genome assembly.